Messenger RNA from Trematomus bernacchii (emerald rockcod), 2575 nucleotides. RefSeq names its product protein O-GlcNAcase. Gene Ontology annotation, molecular function: beta-N-acetylglucosaminidase activity. Gene Ontology annotation, biological process: glycoprotein metabolic process. Lineage: Eukaryota; Metazoa; Chordata; Actinopteri; Perciformes; Nototheniidae. The record is from RefSeq and is a predicted model, not a curated record. Bases 151 to 2532 code for a protein of 793 amino acids. The transcript has 17 exons.
GAGAGGAGAGGGGAGAGAGGGAGGCAUAUCAAGGAGAAGCAUGAAGUAUAUCCCCGAUAUCUAAACUCACAGAGGGGGAGAGCAUCUCGUCCUCCCUCGCUCUUUAGGGGCCGACUGGAAGCGGAGGGAGGCAGCGAGGCGGAGGACAGCAUGGAGGAGAAGAAGCAGUUUCUUUGUGGGGUGGUGGAAGGUUUCUAUGGGAGGCCUUGGACUAUGGAUCAGAGGAAGGUUCUCUUCCAAUGGAUGCAGAGUUGGGGGUUGAACACCUACCUGUACGGCCCAAAGGAUGACCUCAAACACAGACUACUGUGGAGGGAAGUCUACUCUCAUGAGGAGGAGGGUCAGUUGCGUAUUCUCAUAAAGGAGGCCCAGUCGAGAGGCGUAAAGUUUGUUUACGCCCUCUCCCCUGGUCAGGACAUCGUCUUCUCUUCGUCCUGUGACCUGACACUGCUCAAACGCAAGCUGAGACAGGUAUCAGACCUGGGUUGCCAGGCUUUUGCCAUCCUGUUUGAUGACAUCGACCAUUCCUUGUGUCAGGCUGACAGCGAGGCCUUCUCUUCCUUUGCUCAUGCUCAGGUCACUAUAACCAAUGAGAUCUAUCGCUUCCUGGGGGAACCGCCCGUCUUCCUAUUCUGCCCCACAGAGUACUGCGGUUCUCUGUGUUCUCCCAGUGUAUCAAAGUCUCCCUACCUGCAGACUGUGGGAGAGGACCUGCUGCCGGACAUAACAGUGAUAUGGACGGGCACUAAGGUCAUCUCCAGGAAGCUGUCUGUAGACUGCCUGUCUGAGGUGGAGUCUGUCCUCCAGCGCCCCCCCCUCAUCUGGGACAACCUGCACGCGAACGACUACGACUCCAGACGUCUCUUCCUGGGGCCUUUUAAGGGCAGAGAGCCUCAGCUGAGGAGCAACCUGAGAGGCCUGCUUCUCAACCCCAACUGCGAGUUUGAAGCCAACUACAUCCCUCUCCACUCGCUGGGCAGCUGGUACAGAUCUGGAAAGGAGGAGAGGAAAGAUGAAGAGUGUGAAUACUGUCCUGAUAGGGCGCUGUCUGCUGCACUACAUGAUUGGAUGGAGGAACUCAACCAACCACUACAAGCAGGUCGGCAGAGCAGCCGAGCAGACCAGCGUUCCUCUGCUCAAACACCUCGCUGUAAAACUCCAGACCGAUCCGACUGCCCCCCCACCCUCGUGGACAGGCUUCCUGUUUUCCCUCUGAACUCCAGCUCGCCUCCGUCCUCACCCACUAAGGUCAAGGUGGAGACAGAGGGGGAGAAGAAGAGAUCAAACCAGCCCCAAGGACCCAGGCCUGGAGCACCCUCAGGGGGAGGCAGGGGGCAAAAGGCCCAGGGGUGGGGGCUUGGUGGUGGGAAGGGCCUCCUGAGUGAGUCCCAGGUGCGGCUGCUGGUGGGUCUUUAUUACCUGCCCCACGAGUACGGCCUGUCGGGACAGAAACUGCUGCAGGACCUGAGCUGGCUGAAAGCAAACUGCCACCUGGUCAGUGCCAACAGCAAGAAGACAGCGCCUCAGAAGAUCGACGAGUGGCGUGGUCGGUCCUCUAGGGUCUUGUCCCUGUGUGAGGACAUAGCACAGCUUCACUGCAGCGUGGUGGGGGGGGCCAACAGGGCGGUGCUCUAUGACCUUUACCCCUACGUGUGGGACCUGAGGAACACAGCUCUGGUGGCUAAAGCCUUCAUAUGCUGGCUGGAUGGGCGAGUGUUGAGUGACAGCUCCGCCUUGGGCACCUGGAAGAACUGCUUUCACUUGUGUGGGAAGACCCCAGGGGCGGACCUACUGGGAGUUGAAUCAGAACCAUGGGCGUUUAAAGGGGGCGUGUCUGGGGAGGUGCAGAUGCUUCUCCCAAUAGGCAGCAGCAAUGAACUCUUCACUCAUCCUCCUCCUCUUUUCCCCACCUCUCGUCUCUAUAACAUCAGGCCCUAUCACGGCAAGGACAAGUUGGAGUUGUAUCGGAUGGUGCGCCAACUCCACCUGAGGACUCAGGGUGUCCAAGAGUCCAGUGCUCUUCACCCAGAUGUGAUAGGAGACAGAUGUCUCGGGCCGUGCCUGGUGUUGUCCCCGGAGUACUGCUUCAUCCUGGAGGAUGAGCUGGGUGUGUGUGGCUGUGUGUUGGGUAUCUUGGAUGUCCGCAUGUUUGCCAAGCGGUGCCAGGCCAGCUGGAUGCCGGCCAUGAGGGACAAAUACCCAACUAAAGGGGGCAACACACACCCCAACCCACAGGACUUGAUCCAGCUGAUGGAGGAGGACCAGGGGGAGUACCCCGAGUCCCUCCUCUUUCACUUCCCCUCUCAGCUGCGCCUGGACGCCCUGCCGGAGCUGGUGGACGUCAGCGUCAGCCGGACUCUGCUCACCGCCAUGCUAACUGCUCUCAAGGCCAACGGUUCUCAGGGUGUGUUCUGCGAGGUGCAGCCGACGGACCGUCAGAGGCUGGAGUUCUUGACCAAACUGGGCUUCCUGGAGAUCCUCAGAGGAGAGGCCAGGAGCAGAGAGGGGGUGGUGCUGGGGAGGCUGCUCUGAACACACACACACACACACACACACACACACACACACACACACA